AUGAGUGGUCUUGGUCCAGCUGCAUGCUGGCUUGCCCACAAACGUAUCGAAUCAUGGUCUCGUAUGGCCAAGGAACGUGUCGGUGCGGUACGUAAAGUAACAUUGGAUCGUAAUUCGGAAGAGGCGCCAUCAACAUCACAGCAACAGGCGGGUAGCAGCAGCAACAGUAAUCACUCAACAACAAAUGCCAGCAGUAGUUGUAGCAGCAACAAUGUCAGCGCUACGGCUGCCACAACCUCACACACACCACCACUAUCACAGCCAAUGACACCGCCACCAUCGGCCUCAUCGAUAACCUCAAAUACGAGCGGUAUAUGCAGUGUAACGGAUAGUUAUGAACUGCAUACGGAUUCGGAACAGGAAGUAAAUUUUACCAAGGAAUCGCAACACAUACAGCCACAGUCGAAUUUGGGUUCAUCGCAUACGGUUAAUGCCGAUGUAUUGCGGGGUCCAUCGGAGGCAUUGCACAGUCCAUUGCAUUUGCAUCAUCAGUCACGAUCAUUUCCGCCAAGACUACAAAGGACGCCUUCAAUAUCUAGUCAAUCCAGUGUAGAUAGUGCACCAUCAAGGCAAUCGUGUCACCGUGGCUCAUCACCACAAAUUCGUACCUUUGGUCCAGAUGGACGCAGCUCAUUGCCUUCGGAACCGAUAUUCCCCUAUUAUUUAUCCCGUACCCCCAGUCCAAUGCGCACAAUAUCUCUGGAUGCCCGUGCCGCCAGUCAGAUAGCAGCCGAAGUCAGCGAUUUACGCACACCAAGUCCAUCACAGAAUAGUCUAACAUCCUUGUCCAGUAUACCGAAUGCAUCGAUGACAUCACCACAUGGUGGAAAACAUUCAGGACGUUGCAUUUCCCCGUUACUGAUACCGCCACGAAUACAACCUAACUCGGAUCCUAAUAUGGGACCAGCUUCUCCAUUGGGUGCUAUACAACCAGAUUUAUAUCGUGGACCAGAUGGCCCGAUUUAUUUAAAUGCUCCCGAAAAUAGUCCGGCUUUGGGACGUUUACAUUUAAGGGUUAAAUAUGAUUAUCAUUUGUUCGAUUUGACUGUGCACUUGAUUGAAGCUCACAAUUUAUGUCCCAUUGAAGAGGGUGGUUUCCGUGAUCCCUAUGUUAGGCUAUUGCUUGAACCCGAAGUUGAUAAACGCAAACGUCAGACCCUAAUUCAUCGCGGUGAAUCAAAUCCCUAUUUUGAUCAACAUUUCAAAUUCCCCGUUUCACGAGAUCAAUUGCAGGGCAAAGAAUUAAUUUUACAGGUAUUGGAUUAUGAUCGCUAUUCGCACAAUGACAUUAUCGGCGAGGUACGAAUUUGUAUCGACAGUUUGGAUUUAUCGAAAUCUGUGGAGAUUUGGGGUGAUUUAUUACGCACAAAGAAACCACCAGAGGAUCGUCCAGAAUUACUUUGCUCCCUGAAUUAUUUACCACAAGCGGAACGUUUAACUGUUGUCAUCAUGAAGGCGAAAAAUUUGGAUACCAUUCAGGAGACAUAUGUAAAGUUAUAUCUAAUACAGAAUGGCAAACGUGUUAAGAAGCGUAAGACCAGCAUUAGCAAAACCGAUGAUCCCACCCAUCCAACAUGGAAUGAACCUUUCACCUUUAAUUUACAAUCGUCAUAUUUACACAAUGCGGCUAUUGAGAUCUAUUUGGUUACAGCUGGCGGUGAAUCACAAGAAAUCGGCAGUAUUGGUUUGGGACCACAAGAAAGUGGUACCGGUUGUCAACAUUGGCAUGACAUGAUAAAUAAUGCCCGAAAGCCGACAGCCAUGUGGCAUUAUAUACGUUAA
Messenger RNA from Musca vetustissima, 1782 nucleotides. Its product is annotated as synaptotagmin-C. The record is from RefSeq and is a predicted model, not a curated record. NCBI's taxonomy places the organism in Eukaryota, Metazoa, Arthropoda, Insecta, Diptera, Muscidae. The transcript is spliced from 8 exons. The coding region runs from base 1 to 1782 and encodes 593 amino acids. Gene Ontology annotation, molecular function: calcium-dependent phospholipid binding; clathrin binding; phosphatidylserine binding. Gene Ontology annotation, biological process: calcium-ion regulated exocytosis; regulation of dopamine secretion; regulation of calcium ion-dependent exocytosis.